Molecule: messenger RNA, 1740 nt
Organism: Clonostachys rhizophaga
Lineage: Eukaryota; Fungi; Ascomycota; Sordariomycetes; Hypocreales; Bionectriaceae
Source: the annotation of a GenBank genome assembly
AUGAACACCUACGCAAUGCGUACGGGGCUUCGAGUUUCGGCGGUGUGUGCAGUUCUUCUGUUUACUAAUCUCGCAGCUUCACUUUCCCCCAUCUCCGUAAACGGCGCAAAGCUCUACGAUGGAGACGGAAAGCAGUUCUUCGUCAAAGGAGUUAUUUACGCGGGAAAUGGAGAGCAGGAUGUCUUGCUUGACGGUAAACAAUGCCAGAUCGACGCCGGACUAAUGAAGAGCCUUGGUGUUAAUACUAUACGAGUUUAUGGGGCCGAUUCUACCAAAGACCACAAAGACUGUAUGGAAGCUUUUUCAAGUCAGGGCAUCUACGUUUGGAUGGACUUGGCAACUUCCUCCAGAAGAAUCCCGGCGACAAAACUAGGAUGGACAGCCGACUUGUACAACAACUUCACUUCCACCGUCGACCAUUUUGCCGGAUAUGAAAAUCUUCUCGCCUUUACGCUUGGUGCCGAGGUCCUAGAUAAUACAAACAAAGGCAGCCUGGGUGCUAUAGCCGUCAAAGCAGCUGCCAGGGACAUUCGAGCAUUUAGAGAUGCCAGAGGCUACCGCCAGAUACCCGUUACUUAUUCUUCAGCCUCCGCCGGGCCACAUUUAUCUCUAUCAGGACAGUUCUUGGCGUGUGGCGAUACCAAGAAUAGAAUCGAGAUGUUCGGAAUUGACUCUUACAGCUUGUGUGGCGAUUCGUUUUCCAUACCAACUCCCUUCGACCGAUUAUACGAGACCUUUGAGCAUUACAAUAUCCCGAUAGUAUUCACAGAGACGGGCUGUGUCGCAAAUGGGAGCAACAAACGCGAUUUCAAAGAGAUCCAGACGAUGAUGUCGCCUCUUUUCCAGAACAAGUUCUCUGGUGCCAUCGUGUAUGAAUGGGCCCAGCAGUCGAGCGAUUUCGGGCUUGUGGAAUACUCGGACAGCGCCCAAACGGGAACUCCUUCGAUGCUUGACGAUUACAGCGCGCUUUCGACCGUAUUCUCGACCAUCAGUCUUCCUGUGACACCCGUGUUGUCUUAUACUGCGACUGAGACUGCGCCCGCGUGUCCUACAUUCAAUUCAGCGUCGAGUUGGGCAAUCCCUGGAGAUGUCAUUCCCCCUACCUCUAUAAGCGGAAUCGAUAUUGGUACGGUGACGUCUCGCACGACAAUUAUCUCGUCUUCGGGCUCAAAAUCCGCUUCUCAAACGGGAACAGACACGCGCACCAAUGCAGAGGCUGGUACCGGCACUGGCGCAGUUUCCGAAGGAUCCGAUCAAGGUGAACAACAAGCAGCAUUGUCAGGCGGCGCUUUGAUAGGGGUCAUCGUUGGCUGUGUCCUAGCAGCACUUUUAAUAUUGGCGGUGGCUAUCUUUUUCUUCAUGCGUAGAAGAGGUUCAAGGGAUAUUCAGGAAAUCGACCACCCUCGGCGUGCGUCUCCAGAUGCAAGCGAGGGGCUUCAGGUUGACCCGGGCGACACUCUUUACUCUACGACGGUUGUCUCAUCUAAAGGGGAAGAUUUCACGGAAAAGAUUGAGUUGCCAGCAAACUCGAUCGGACGCAGGACACCACUACAAGAGUUGGAUGCGACGCCACAGAAUUUGAACCUGAGCAAAAGCGACGCGGACGUUCACCAUAUCGCGGCAAUGGACCGUCCCGCCCCAAGUGCCAUUAAGGGGUUUGCCCCAGCAGCCAAGGUGUCAUCUCUUUAUGAAAUGCCGGAUACCAGCUUAAAUCUUCUAGGACGUGCCCGAGAAAGAUAG